CACAAGGCGUGUAGGUGUUUGUGCAUAAACUAUGUAAACUUGCCGGUAUAACACGUCAAACAUGUUGUUGAAGUGGUGUAAAUUGCACUCUAUCUGCCCUCUGUGUGGCGAGUGGAGGAGGGAGAUUUUGAGACACCACACGAACCCUUCCGCAGUGGUGAACUGGGGCAACUGCAGGCCAUGGCUCUGGUCUGUUGAGCAUUGGGAAGUUGCAAAGGCGUUCAUGCCUCGAGGACAGGCAGAUGUGACUCGAGUAGAGCAGUGUGACGCCGCAGCUCUCCUUAACCUCCUCCACUUCUGUGACCACUUCGGCUACAUGGACCAGCGGCUCGCCAGAGAGGUGAUCCGGUGCAGGAAUGAGCUGAUGCACUCGUGCGAGAUGCGCGUGUCGGCACAGUGGAUGCAGCGCUACCAGAGGAGCCUGGAGCAGCUGCUGCAGGCGCUUCAGCACGUCCCUGACGUGGCCACCACCAGACAACACAUCCAGGAGACACUGUCCAUAGACUGGUCGAUUCACGUUCCUGGAGUUGACCGAGUGGAUGGAUCCGAGGUGAAAGAAAUAGAACUGGAAUCCAUCAGCCAAUGGGAAGCAGAAUUGCUACGGGAACGACUUCACAGGCUACUGGUCUGUGCAGGCCAGGAGGAGAGACUCAGUCCAGAGGACCUGCAGAGCUGUCAGAGCCUCAGUGCCUUUCUACAGAAUCAGGAAGACCUUAAAGAACUGUUCAAAGAGGAACUUCAGACCCUCCAUGCCAUGGAAGAUGGAUUGCAGAAGACGACAGAAGGAAUCCAGAAGACAGAGACAGACAUUAGACAGAGUUCGACAUUAGACAGAGACAAACAAGACAGAGACUGA
Messenger RNA from Clupea harengus (Atlantic herring), 856 nucleotides. RefSeq lists its product as uncharacterized. The record is from RefSeq and is a predicted model, not a curated record. Lineage: Eukaryota; Metazoa; Chordata; Actinopteri; Clupeiformes; Clupeidae.